Argiope bruennichi is the source of this 2245-nucleotide messenger RNA. RefSeq names its product zinc finger protein 431-like. Gene Ontology annotation, cellular component: nucleus. The transcript has a single exon. The record is from RefSeq and is a predicted model, not a curated record. Bases 812 to 1777 code for a protein of 321 amino acids. Lineage: Eukaryota; Metazoa; Arthropoda; Arachnida; Araneae; Araneidae. Gene Ontology annotation, molecular function: DNA-binding transcription factor activity, RNA polymerase II-specific; RNA polymerase II transcription regulatory region sequence-specific DNA binding. Gene Ontology annotation, biological process: regulation of transcription by RNA polymerase II.
GUGAAUGACAGUAGCUCUUACAGAUAGUCUAUUAGUUCCUACAGCACUUCAAAAAUUUUCAUAUAAAUCCCCAUCCAUUAUUCAUAAAAUCGUGGGCAAAAUUGUGUAAAAAUCUCAGAUUAACCAACAUAUUACUUUUAUAUGGAUCCCAGGGCAUUCGACAAUUUUAUGGAAUUAAAAAGUGGACUUAUCGCAAAAUCAGUUACAGAAAUCAGCCCAUUCAUUGAAUGGAUCGCAUCGGAAGACAUCAUCUCACGCAUCAAACAAAUCUCAAAAAGAAAAACAACAGACAGCUAUAGACAGAGCAAAUAUUAUGAAAUUUUUGGAGAAAUUCCAGACAUAAAAAAUAUUGCUAAAUGGACAAGAAAUAGAAGAGAAGACAUCAUUUGCGCUAGAAUUUCUACGAAAACACUCAUCACACCUGGCCUUCUACAUCGUUUUAACCUGUCGAAUCAACCAAAUUGCGAAACAUGCCAAUCUUUGAAUAAUUUGGAUCAUAUCUUACUGCACUGCCGAAAAUACUCAAGCAUCAGACGUUGCCUGUGCCUUGAAAGAGAGUUGGGCCUCAACUCUCUUUCAAGCUGCAAUUUCAAACAACUCACGAGCAAAGCAUUUGCAGAUAAACUAUCUCUCCAUAUUUUCCUUCAACACUUGAAAUUUUUUGACAUUUAUUAAUUAGAGAUAUUGUUGAACGCUGGGAUGACAGCCUUUGUAGCUAAAAAUCCCUAAAUCCCCCUCAAACAAAAACAAAUGACAGUAGCUAUCUAUCGGGUUUUUGUUUUCUCGAUCUCUACCUGUAAACAAUAUAUCAAUGAUGGAAAAACAAUUUGCAUGUAGUAUUUGCAAUAAAUCAUUUUUCACCGUGUAUUCGCUUAAGAUACACUGUCUUACUCAUUCAGAUGAUCUGCCAUACGAAUGUAAAGUUUGUGGCAAAAAAUUUACUUUGCCAUCGAAACUUAAGAAACAUAGUGUAGUACAUUCUGAUGAAAGACCCCAUGUAUGCCAAGUAUGUCAGAAAGGUUUUUCAAGAAUUGACACUUUGAAAGAACACUUGCUUACCCAUACUGGAGAAAAGAAACAUGUUUGUACAUAUUGCCAAAAAGGAUUUACUACUGCAUCACAUUUGAAAGUACAUAUUAACGUUCAUACAGGGAAAAAACCAUACAAAUGCAAUUUAUGUGGGAUGUGUUUUACCCAAUCAGGGAGUUUAAAAACACACCAAAGAAAUCAUGAGGAAAUUGAUAUUAAAAAGAAUAUUCAUGCAUGUGAUGUUUGUGGAAAAUGUUUUGGAAAAAAAUCUAAUCUUAAUAGACAUAAGGAAGUUCAUUCAAAUGAUAAAUUUUAUAAAUGUGAAUUCUGUGGCAAGUCUUAUUCGCAUUCCAACUCCCUCAAAGUGCAUUAUUUAACUCACACCAAAGAGGUGGCUUUCUCCUGUGAUUUAUGUCCAAAGACAUAUUCAUCCAAGACUAGCUUGAAAUUUCAUUAUCGAGUUCAUACACAGGAAUUGCCAUAUGUGUGUGAAUUUUGUAACAAAGGUUUUACAAUCAAGAGUGUUAUGAAGAGGCAUGAGCUUAUACACAAAAAUGAAAAAGUUACUUGUAGUUUAUGUGAAAAGAGUUUUUCUUGCCUGUCAUCUUUGAACAGACACUAUCUGGUUAAACAUACUGAAAGUAAGAAACUUCCAUGCAGUGAGUGCAAUAAAUGUUUCUCUUGUACUUCAUCUUUGAAAAAACACCGUCUUACUAAACAUACUGUACAAAAAGUUAUAUCUGAUUAAUUGUUGUAAAAUAUAUGUUGAAUAAUUUUUUAUACAUUGCACAAGAAAUUUGCUUUGUAAUUAUUUAGAGAAUUGUACAUAUUUUUUAAAUGUGUAUUAUAGUAAUUAAAUUUUUUUGUCUGACGAUAUUUAUUUGAUAGCACAGUGAUAGAUUUAAUUUUUUUUCUUAAUUAACACUAAUGAAAAGAUGAGGGAUUCUUACGUUUUUCGGUACUUUUCCAUUAGCCGGGCGUAAAUGUCGCCAAUUGUGAACCAAACGCAAAUUUGGCAGAAUUCUACAUUUAUCUGGAAAUUUUUUGCUUGCACCCGGCUAACGGAUUGUGAACCAAAUGCGAAUUUGGCUAAAUUCUACAUUAUUUGGCAAUUUUUCGCUUUCACCCAGCUAAGGGAAAAGUACCUAUUUUUCUAAAUACAUAGAAAAAACAUCCCAUAUAAAAUAUAGAUAAAAACAAUUGGUCUUGCAGUUAA